Protopterus annectens (West African lungfish) is the source of this 955-nucleotide messenger RNA. Its product is annotated as V-type proton ATPase subunit G 3-like. The record is from RefSeq and is a predicted model, not a curated record. The transcript has 3 exons. Gene Ontology annotation, molecular function: proton-transporting ATPase activity, rotational mechanism. Lineage: Eukaryota; Metazoa; Chordata; Ceratodontiformes; Protopteridae. Gene Ontology annotation, biological process: proton transmembrane transport. Gene Ontology annotation, cellular component: vacuolar proton-transporting V-type ATPase complex. Bases 203 to 553 code for a protein of 116 amino acids.
UGUCUCUCCUCAAAUGUCACUUCUGCUUUUCUAGAGAAGUCUACUAAUCUGGUUUUAUCCAACUGACUGAAGUUAGAACUAGAAUAUGCCGAGUUUAAUGUUUAUAUAAUAAACCAAGAUGGAGUGAUUGCAGACAUAUAAAGCACACCAUGUACUGUGACUUACCAUAUCUUUCAAGGACAUUCUGGGCACAGCAGGCAACAUGGCCAGUCAGUCACAAGGCAUUCAUCAUCUUCUACAGGCUGAAAAAAAGGCUAAAGAAAAAUUAGAUGAAGCCAAGAAACGUAAAGGAAAACGGCUAAAGCAAGCAAAAGAUGAAGCAAUGGCUGAGAUAGAACGUUAUCGUCUCAAAAGAGAGAAUGAAUACAAGAAAAAGCAAACAGACACUAUGGGAUCACAUGGUAACCUAUCCGUGCAAAUUGAAGAGCAAACAAAAAUAAAGCAUCAAGCACUCAAAAGAGAUUUCCAGCAAAACAAGGACGCGGUACUGAAAAAACUCCUAGACUUGGUGUGCGACAUAAAGCCAGAGGUUCAUGCAAACUAUCGUGCAUAGUAUCUUUUACACUAGUUGUUUUGAUAUCAAAAAUGUGCAGCUGCAGUAAGGCUACAUGUCAGUGUAACAUUGUUACUGACUACUGUUGAUUUCUACAGUCUGGUUAUAGCCCCAGAUUCUGAACUAUUCUAGUAAUGUUUCAGAUGUCAACAAAAAAUGUGAAGGGAAGACAUCAUCCCAUGCUGAGCAGUCAUUAAACUAUUAAAGAAUAUUACAAUGAAACAGCAUGGAAUGUAAGAGAAUCUCGUCAUGUAUUGUGUGUUAUGCAGCAUGAGGCCAAAGGUUAACUCUUACUAGCACUAUGAUAGUUAUGAUAACAUGGAAUACGCUAUUGCAUUUAAUGCUAUUUUGGAAUAGAGCAAUUGUUUAUAUUUAAAAUUAAAUAAAGAUCAGAGUACUCUA